This is a messenger RNA of Oncorhynchus mykiss (rainbow trout), 1411 nucleotides long. Lineage: Eukaryota; Metazoa; Chordata; Actinopteri; Salmoniformes; Salmonidae. The record is from RefSeq and is a predicted model, not a curated record.
CACGCACCAAACGCGCGGCAUAUGGUUUGGAUUUGGAAAUACCUCCCGGCGCAGGAACGGAGAUUUGUGGAGUCGUUCGGUUUCGAGGAUGAGUAGCGACUGGGAAUGUGCCAGCACCACGCACAGGUAUCCAUCAGGCUGCAUUUGGUCCCUGAGCUCUGAGGGUUCAGUGACAGGACAUCCUCUCAGAGUGCAGUGGACUACCUGAUGGACCCUGUGAUCUACCAAGAGGACCUGUAAUCAAGUGAGAAGGAACUGUGAUCCGGUGAGGUGUCCAGUGAUCCAUCUACUGAGAUCCACUCAAGAUUUCCAGAGCGAAAGAACGGUGUUCCACUGAGAGUUCCAGUGAUCCAGCUUGUGUCCUGGUAGAGUUCUCUGGUGAGCGUGUCUGUCAGGCUGGGAGGAUCAGGAUGCCAGAGCUGGAGGACUUCCCUCCGUCGCGGGGUGGCCAGCCGGCCGGUCCUGACCCUGCUCAGAUCCAGCGCAGUGUUCUGGAUGAACAGGUGGAGCUGUGGUGGUUCCGGGACCCGGCCAAGUCUCUGCUGUGCUACUGUGUGGCGGUCCUCCUCAUCCUGGGCUGCGGCCUGGGUGGCGUGCUUCUCCUCUCCACUACCACCAGUUUCUCCAGUGACUGGCGCAUGGGAGCGGGCUUGGCCCUGUGUCUCUUAGCCCUGGCUGUCCUCCUCAAACAGCUCCUGAGCUCGGCCGUGCAGGACAUGAACUGUGUGCGGAGUCGCAGGCGGAUCGAUAUCCUUAAGAGCGGAGGGCUGUCGGAUCUGUUAGUAGUGCUCAUCACGGGGCUGUGUCUGGUGGUCUGUGGGGCUGUGCUGCUGAAGCUGGCUUUGGAGCACCACAUGCCCCAGCCGGGCGUGGCCCUGAACGAUAUGUACAUCUCUGGGGUUGUGUUGUUAGCUGGAGGGGGGGCAGCGGUAGUGGGGGUAGGGGUGUACACAGGGGUGGUGAUGCUGCUGGAGAGGACCAGGCCGGGCCAGAGGUUUAGGGACAGGGCUGUGGGGCUGUUCACUAUCUCUGGACGACACAUGGACCAGGGUAGGAGGGAGACCACCUCUAGCCUGGCUAACCUCAUCUGACCACCAGAGACAUGGGAUGGGACAGGUAGCCCAGACAGGAGAUGACUGCGACACUCAUAUGGACUAGGUCUGAUCUGUGGGAGAUGCGCACUGGGGGAGGGUUGGAGCUUAUUGGCCAGCUCUGGUUUAAGGUAUGUGGCCUUGUAGUUUCUGGGCCACGUUUGUUCUGAAUGUGGGCCACAUCCACCUUGCUGUCAGGGAAGGACCAAUGGACAUCACAUUUGAAAAUGGCAUUUUAGCAUAAUGGCCAUCUUGGAAAGCCACUAUAUGUUCAUUGAGUUGUUGAUUACCACAGCACCCCAUGUGGUUCUUAAAACAAU